AUCCUUAUAACAAGUUUCCCUCCCACUGUCAAAUGCUGCACAGGGUCAGUAUGUGAAGGUGGCUGAAAUUUACUCUUUGGUCUCUGUGCUGGUCCUGAUCAUGGGUUUUUCUUUCUACCUCCUGGCUCUGACUUCUCUCCUCUCUCAGACCACAGCUCAGUGGUGUUACCAGAGCCAGUACUCCUGUGAUGACACAUGCAGAGACCCCAUCCACUGGGCAGCUCAGUUCCCCAGCUGUGGAGGACUACGGCAGUCGCCCAUCAACAUUGUGAGCAGCAAAGUGCACGUCAACAGCGCCCUGCCGCCCUUCGACUUCAUCGGUCACACCGACGUGAUCAACGUCACGGUGGAAAACAAAGGACACUCUGCUCACUUCCACCUGCCACAGUCGGUCCGACUGACGGGAGGAGCUCUCCCCGGCCACUACAGAGCGGCCCAGUUCCACUUCCACUGGGGAGGGAAUGGGAGACCUGGAUCGGAGCACACCAUCGACGGAGAGAGAUUCCCCAUGGAGCUGCACAUCGUCCACAUUAAAGAGCCGUACGGCUCUCUGGCAGAGGCAGAACAUGACAUGGCAGGUAUAGCUCUGCUCGCCUUCCUGUUCGAGGAAACAACAGAUGAUCAUCCUCAUUUGGACAGAGUUAUAACCGCCCUGGGCCGAGUGCGUAACAACGGAAGCAGCACGGUCAUCCCAACCUUCCGACUCAAUGACAUUAUCCCGUCUGCGAAGGACCUCCACAGUUACUACCGCUACGUGGGCUCCAUGACAACUCCAGGAUGCGAACAGGCAGUUGCCUGGACGCUGUUUCACAGGACCCUGUCCAUCAGCAGUCGACAGCUGGACGCCGUGGUUCAGCAGUGUCAGUUCUGGACCGGACAGCCCAUGACCGACAUCUUCAGACCCACUCAGCCUCUGGACGGCCGCGUCGUGUACCGCUCCAAGGCCGGCGCGGCUCCGACGAGCGAGAUCCACGCGUGGUUCGGUGUUUUCGCCGUCGUGCUCGGGAGAGCGGCUCUGAUUCACUGACUCGCCACAUCAAAAGUAACACCCGAGAGAUUUCAGUGGCAGAAGCUUAGUAUGUGUAUAUACCUGUUUGUGCUUAUGUUAAUUCAUCCAACAAAAUGACUACUACGGAAUUUACUAUUAAACAUGAUUGUUUGUGGAAGUUAUUGUGCAAAAACAAUAUUUGUGUGUGCUCUGUAUGGAAGGUGGUUGGUAAUUUGUUUUGUUUUAGUGGUGUUAGAUUUACUUACUGUUUUAUUGUAGUUUAAAACCUUUUUUUUAUAGAAUGUUAAUUUUGUCUGACACAAAAGCAGAGAUUUUGACACUCAUGCUUCCUGGACAAUGCAUCUACUGACUUCGCUGAUCCAGACCUUUCCUCCGGCAACGCCGUGAGGGUCACAACCUUGUUUUUCAGUGAAAUAUUUCAACUUUUAAUAACUAUUGACAGGUAUCACUAACACCAAAGCUGCUAGCAUGUCGACAGGCUUGCUUCUAUUCGAUGUGACUUGUACCAUCCUUGUACCAGCAUGUUAAUGAGAAGGACGCUUUACCUCAGCAGCCUCACACUUGGAAUCUCCAAUAUUUUAUAUUCUUUACGUUAACUCUAAUCUUAUUUUAUAUAAUAAGACAGAAAAUGUGAAGCCCUUAUGAUGCCGGAUGAUUGACAGUAGGAGUAAGACUAGAUGAUGCAGCGUUUCCUAAAUAUACUGUACAUUUGUUCAACUGAUGUAAAUGUACAUAAAUACCUGUGAUGCUCUGCCACAAUAACAGCUUCUUCUCUGUCCCUGCUGAUGAUAUAACUUUCUUUUGAGUGCAUAAUGGAUCGCUUAUUAUAUGUUCAAGAUUUAGAAAAAUUGAAACUGGGGAGAGAAAUGUGCCCCCAAAUUUACUAUAAACACAAUAAAUGGACAGUACAACAUAAUAUCAUUGGUAGUAUAGUCCUAAAAAGAACAUUGCACUUUUACCUUACUUUUCUUUGAAGUACUUUGAUCAGACACAUAAUGUUUAUGCAAUUUAUCUUUGAUAAAUAACUUCCUAUUUUUGUCUCAGCUGUAAAAAGCAAACAACAACAACAACAACAACAAAAACAACAACGUCAUGUGUCUAUGUUGGUGUUGACAUGAAAAUAUCCGAUUGAUACCCCAAUAAAGCCACGAUGGAUCAGGCUGUAAAA
Scophthalmus maximus (turbot) is the source of this 2177-nucleotide messenger RNA. Its product is annotated as carbonic anhydrase 4. Gene Ontology annotation, cellular component: plasma membrane. The record is from RefSeq and is a predicted model, not a curated record. Gene Ontology annotation, molecular function: zinc ion binding; carbonate dehydratase activity. Bases 101 to 1027 code for a protein of 308 amino acids. NCBI's taxonomy places the organism in Eukaryota, Metazoa, Chordata, Actinopteri, Pleuronectiformes, Scophthalmidae. The transcript is spliced from 8 exons.